UUUGGACAAAGCUUCAAUUACGUCACUUAAAUCUUGCAUGUCUUGUAAAGACAAGUAUCUCUUAGCAAAGCUCCAAAGCCACCUGCUUAAAACAGGCUUAUUAUUUUCUUCUUUUAAUUUUCACACCCAACUCCUCUUUUCAUCCACCAGAUGCGUUGAACGAAACAGCCUUGAACCCCUAAACAACUACUACAAAUCCUUAAACACCCCAAACCCAUUAUCCUUCAAUGUCAUCUUAUCUGAUUUCUCUCGAAAUGGAUUUGCUCUUCCAGCACUGAAAACCUUCUCUUUCAUGCACACUCAUGGGGUCCAUAUAGAUACUUAUGCUCUCUGCAGCUCUUUAACAGCUUCGUCUUCUGUUAAAGAUUUAAUCUUUGGGGAACAAACUCACACCCAUGUGAUAAAAUCAGGCUGGUUGUCAAGUGUUUUUGUGGGGAGUUCUCUGGUUGAUUUGUAUUCAAAACUUUUAUUUAUCAGGGCUGCAGCACUGGUGUUCGAUGAAAUUCCUGUGAAGAACACAGUAUGUGCAAAUGCACUUCUAUCAGGUUACUGCGACGCUAAGUUAUGGGCUGAAGGAUUUCAACUGGUUAGGCAGAUGCCUUUGUUGAGUUUAGCUUAUGAUCAUUUCACCUUAUCAGCCAUGCUGCGCGCUUGCGCAGGACUGCCAGCAAUUGGCAUGGGCAAGCAGGUGCAUGCCUAUCUUUUCCGCAAAGAUUACAACAUGGAAAAUGAUGUGUUCCUUAGAAGUUCUUUGAUUGAAAUGUAUGGAAAGUGUGGACUGGUAUUUCAGGCUUGGCGAGUUUUCAGUUGGGCUGGAAUCAAACAAGAAGAAAUCAGGAAAAGAGACAUUGUGUUGUGGACUUCAAUGCUUGGCGUAUAUGGUAGAAAUGGGCAGUUCAAAGAGGUAAUUGAGCUUUUCAAAGUGAUGUUGAUGGAAGGGAUCAAACCAGAUAAAGUGGCAUUUUUGACAGUCAUCUCAGCUUGUGGUCACACGGGCCAAUCCAAACUUGGAAUAGAGUAUUUUGAAUCCAUGAGACAUGAGUAUAACUUGGAUCCUGGACCAGAGCACUGUAGUUGUAUAAUUGAUUUGUUUUGCAGGGCUGAUGAAUUGGAUAAAGCAUGGAAACUGAUAUGUGAGAUGGAAAAAUGGGAUUGUGGUAGGAGCAUUUCAAUGUGGGGAACCCUGCUUCGCAAGAGUGAGGACAGCGGGAAUCUUGAGAUGGGUAGAUUUGCUGCUCAAAAGGCACUUGAGUUAGAUCCUAACAAUGGUGGGAUUUACAUUAUGUUGUCAAAUUUAUAUGCCAAGUUUGGUAUGUGGGAAGAUAUCAGCCAGUUGAGAGAGUUGAUGAAGGAGAAGAAGUUGGAGAAAAAUGUUGGAUGUAGUUGGAUUGAGGUCACUAAUUUGACUCAAAAAUAGGGUGCGUAUUUCGCU
Molecule: messenger RNA, 1432 nt
Organism: Carica papaya (papaya)
Lineage: Eukaryota; Viridiplantae; Streptophyta; Magnoliopsida; Brassicales; Caricaceae
Source: RefSeq, a predicted model, not a curated record